UUUUAAAAGGCAUAAUAUUUCAUGAAACUUUGACGUAACUUAAAAACUAAUUAAUAUAAUGGCAUGCUGUGGUAGCAGGGACAAGCCGUGUUACAAUACAACCGAUUCGCUCACGAGAAGCAAACAUAAUGUGACGUCAAAUCAGCUGAAAAUAGUUCUGGUAGGACAAGGAGGUGUUGGCAAGUCUAGUAUAACAUUACAAUAUGUGAAAGGACAAUUCAAUGAAUACAUUGAUAUGACAAUUGGAGCGGCGUAUUUCUACAAAACGUUAUUGGUAAAUGGUAAAAGCAUCAAGCUAGAUAUAUGGGACACAGCAGGUCAGGAUAGAUUCCGGUGUGUAGCAGCAAUGUUCUACCGAGGCGCAGCAGGAGCAAUCGUAGUGUAUGACAUCACAGAUAGAGAAUCUUUCCUUGGGGCCCAAACUUGGAUUAAACAAAUUUUACAGAAUUCCAACAAUCCAGUAGAGAUAUGCCUUGUUGGUAAUAAGUUAGAUUUAGCAGACUCGAGAAGAGCAGUUUCCGUAGAGGAGGGUAAGUCCUUUGCUGAGAAGAAUGGAUACUUGUUUGUUGAGACUUCAGCAAAGACUGCAGAAAACAUAGAUGGCUUGUUCAAACAAUUGGUGCGGAAGAUAGUAAAUGCAGAUGGAGACGUACCAGAUUCACAUGACAACGACAACAGUAUCAAAUUAACGUAAUCUUUUCUCUGCAUGGAUGAUGUCAUCAUCAACGAAGAUAUUAAAAGAGGAGAUUAUUUCUCGAAAACAUACUUUGUGCCAUAACAUUGUUACAGUGGGUUUAAAAAUGCAAAUGAAAGUGUGUUUUCUUAUCAAAAUUAAAUGUAACUUGUUUGUACAGCUUGGCUACUCGUGUUCAAGAUUGGAUUGAGCGAGUAUGUAUUAUCUAUGAUUGAUCAUCAAAUGUUUUACAUAGUCCACCGAAAGAUUGCGACAACAAAAACUCGACUAUGUUAACUUUUGGAACAAGUGAAUGAUCAGUGUUUAUUUUCAACUCGGUGUAGUUGUUUCAUUACCUACCACAUUUUAUGAGCGAAUUUACCCUAAACCGAAUUAGAUAGGUUUGUUAUUUUGAUAUUGCACUGCAACACUUAUAUGCAUGAGCGAAGCUUGAAGGUCUCCAAUCUUAAUGGUAAUUUUUUGUUUUUUUAAAUUUGAUGGUUGCGAACUAUAUUCAGUUUAUCUGCAACAAAAUUAUAUUAAUUUAAUGCAUAUGUAAGAUUUACGUUUCAGUUCAUUUUGUUCACCAAGACAGCGAAAUAUUUGAUUUUAUUAAGAACUUAUAUACUGUCAGUAGAGUGAAGACGAUUUUUUUCCUUGAAAGAGAUUGCACAAUGAUUAAUAUAACAAGAACAUUUUAUUAUUUUAUCUUAUUUAAAGAAAAAUAUCAAAUGAAACUAAAUUACGCGUCAUGAAAACCCGCAUAGGAACUCUUUAAAACGGUUCAGAAUCUUCUUUCCUUAAAAUGUGUAUUCCUGCUUUGAACAAGUGGCUAGGCCUUACACCAAAUACGAUUGUUCUAAAAUUUAAUAGUAUCCUUGUCUAAAUACUUUUUUCUGUAUAAAAAUCGUUAUUUCUAGGGCUAAACCAAUUCGAGAUUAAUUUUUAUUUUUUUUUAUUUUCAAGCUUUUCUUGUCUCUGAUUCUGACCUUUUGUUCAAUUGUACAUGAUUAUACUAAAUUGCUUUUCCUAUAAAAAAAAAAUACCUGUAUGUUAAACAAAGGAAUUUAGAAACUGACAUUUUUACAUAUUGUUUCGUUUUUCUGUGCUUUUUUUCUUUUGAUUUUAUGUUUUACCUAUUGGCCAGUAUUGUCCGUUCAUUUACGGUCAUGUCAACGAUAUAAUAGGGCAUUUCGAACGAUAGAAAUAACGAUUUUUACCGGACUUGACUUUUUUAUUCCCAUACCGUACAUAUCAUACCCGGAGUCAUUUGUCUUUGUGCGUAGUUUUGGUAGUUUUGCAAGAUUAAACAUGUUUACUGGUAUGUUUUUCGAAACGUUUUUAUUUAAUAAAAAUAUUAUGUAAGUUUUCUUUUGCAUUUUUGUUUUUUAAGUAAUUUUAUGUAGUUCAUUUACAUUACGUAUGUAUAUAUUUUUUAAUAUUCUUAAAACAGAACAUAGCAUGAAGACCAUUGUCGGAGAUUAUAUUCUGUUAAAGAGAUGUCAUGUGUUCAGUUUUAAUUAGAAUUGUAAAGCAAUAAAUAUUAAAACAUCACAAGUAUUUUAA
Mytilus californianus (California mussel) is the source of this 2239-nucleotide messenger RNA. RefSeq lists its product as uncharacterized. The transcript has 6 exons. The record is from RefSeq and is a predicted model, not a curated record. Lineage: Eukaryota; Metazoa; Mollusca; Bivalvia; Mytilida; Mytilidae. Gene Ontology annotation, molecular function: GTP binding; GTPase activity. Bases 59 to 694 code for a protein of 211 amino acids.